AGGAACCAAACUCAAAAGGGAAACCAUUCUCAUUUGGGUGGCACCGAAUGUCCAUUAACUUCAGUUCCAUCGUUUUUUAGGUGUACUGUUUAGGGAUGGGUGCUUAAAUGCAGGACUGUUCAUGCAAACUAUGUUCCUGAGCCAAAGUAAUAAACUGUUGAUAUUAAUUACAGUCCAAAUCGAUCCUCAAAGCUGUUCAUGUGGAACCAUCCUCAGCUGUACAAAGCGGUCCCCAAUUGAAUAGAAUCCUAUUCAGAUGUAGGGAUGAAUUAGGUAGACCUGAAGAGAAGAAGGAUCACUGGUUCCUCAGCAUUGAUGAGCAUUAGUGAGAUCAAGGGCUGAUGAUGGAUGAGGAGAUCUGGAAUGCAGUAGGUGUUCCAAAAGAUGUUCAGCAUGAUUGAGGUCAGGGGUCUGUAUAGGAUACUUGAGUCAGUUCAUGGAGCUCAUGGAUCAGGUUUGGGCCUCUUAUAUCCAAUGAUCUAAAAUUGUAACAUUAAAGCAUUGAUGAACAACCUACACAAUGGUGUGGCUACAGUUUGGUGAAGAUCAGCAUACCUGUGUGACUUUCAUGAUUUUUAUCUAAUGGUGUCCAUAACGAUGGACUAACCAGACUCACAAAAUACACUGUGGUGAUUUUUGUAGAUGUUCUUCAAGUCUACAUUGUUAUAUAGGGUUUUUUCUUUUAUUGAUUGUUUAUUUCUAUAGGUUUUGAAAUAAUGUAAAAUUGUGUUUUGAACAUGAUGAAGGUGGAAGAAGGAGAAAAAUAUAUAUAUUUUAAAAAGUAGUUCUUCAAUUGAAUAUUUAUAUUUCCCCAAACCUGGUCCUGGAGAACCUCCUGUCCUGUGCAUUUCAGUGUGUUCCCUGCUCUAACACUCAGGAGGAGUAGGAAGAAGGGAUGAGGAUCAGGUCUGAGAACCUGUGACUAAUACUUUCUUCAUUUUUCUUUCUUUUUUUUUUCAAGACACUGAAACAUUUGUAUCGUGUUGCAGUGCUGCCUGCCUGAAAAGAAGACCACGUAGAGCUUUUCUUCCAUUAGCAUUGCCCACUGUGACUGGAGUCGUGACGCAGAGCGCGUAGAAAAACGUGUUGUAAAAACGGGAGCCGGUCCGCACAAUCUGCGCGCAUGAUCUUCGUGAAUAGUGUCCCUCUGUUUGUCCCGCAAACGUGCUCGAAAGCUCCGGACUCUAGAGGUCUCCAUCCUCCGUCCAGCAUCAUCAUCCUCCUCCUCCUCCAGCACCGCGCGCUCCAGUCCCAAGCAUCAGCUCGUGAAAGGACAAAGCCUGGGACGCUUCGAUUUCUCGAGCAGGACGCAUGGAAGCGUCCCGGGGACCCUGAUUUGUCCUUUAAAGACGGCAGGACAGAAGAAGAGGAGGAGAGACAUGGAUGCGUCGUUCACCAUAUCUUAAACACAAGUCCUGUCCUUGGCGCGCGGGACCUAGCUCCAUUUGUUUGGUGUGUGUGCGCGCGCGCAUGUGCGUGUGUGUGUGUGUGUGUGUGUGUUCCUCAUCCAAAAUAGUGCUGCUGGAUUGUGCAGGAGCUUUGGCGCGCUGUAGCGCAUUGAAGCGCUUUGUUUCCAAGCCCAAAGGACUUCUGUCCCCUCCGCCCUGAGCCGCGAUGUCUUCCUCAUCCCGGUCCUUGUUCCUCGUGCUGCUCAGUGUACUCACUGCCGAAGCUCAGACAGAAAUGAAGAAGGUUGUUGGGGACAACACGACGCUGCCGUGCCAUCACCAGUUCCGGCAGUCAAACGGACAGACGCUGGACAUCGAGUGGAUCCUGCAGAAACCCAACAUGAAACAGCGUGUGAUUAUCACGUUUUUCAACAACGAGGUCUACACCAACGAUAACCAAGCAAGCCGCCUGUCCUUCGCCGGAGACUACCUGAACGGAGACGCCUCACUUCUUAUCAACGAUCUGCAGCUGAGCGACUCGGGCGAGUACAACUGCAAAGUGAAGACAGGAGGGAAGUACCUUUGGAGCCAGGUCAAUCUCGUGGUCCUGGUGAAGCCGUCUAAGCCGCGAUGUUGGAUGGAAGGGCACUUGCUUGAGGGCAGCGAUGUGAGACUGAGCUGUAAGUCUUCUGACGGCUCUGACCCCAUCUACUACAAGUGGGAGAGAGUUCUGGACAAGGGCAAAAGCGUGGGAAAGCUGCCGGAGUUUGCUCUCAUCGAUCUGAAGAACCCGGAGAUUGUAACGUUGAGGAACCUGAGUCAGAAUAGCUCGGGUGUGUACAGGUGUACAGCCAGUAACGAUGUGGGAGAAGAGAACUGCAUCAUCGAAGUUACUAUGCAGUACGUCCGAGGUGUUGGCGUGGUAGCCGGUGCUGUCGUCGGUGUGUCCUUCGGCGUCCUCAUCAUCAUCCUCAUCAUCUGGCUGGUGUUCCGCAAGAAAGAAAAGAAGAAGUACGAGGAGGAGGAGACACCCAAUGAGAUCAGAGAGGAUGCAGAGGCUCCAAAAGCAAAGCUUGUUAAACCCAACUCGCUGUCAUCCUCUCGCUCGGGCAGCUCUCGUUCUGGUGCUUCGUCCACCCAGUCCAUGGUGCAUAACACGGCUCCCCGUAGCCAGCGACCCCGGCCCCCGGCUAUCUGCACCCUCAAGGAGAACGGUCAACCUCCAGAGUUCUUGCACUCCUCCCCAGAACCGCCUACCACCCCCAAAUUCAGGCUGCCGAAUCCAUCUGUGGGCUUGGCCGUGCCUUCAACGGGGACCCUGAUGCCCCCGCAGAGCAAAGCCUUUCAGACUGUUUAGGGGAAAGGAAAACAAACAUAUCUGGACAAGAAAUACACACUGACUUGUCCGACUGCAGUUAUGUCAGUUAAUGCAACUACCAUGUAAAAAAAAUUACAAGAAAAAAAAAUAGGCAUAAUAUGAAGAAUUAAUACUCUAACGAAUGCAUACAUUACAUAAAAAAUGUUAAGUGCUUGCUCGCUGCUGAACUGUACAAAAAAAAACAUUUUCCUGUCACUCCCUAUCUCUUUCUCUGUCUCUACAUCCUGCGCUCUUUGCCUGUCUGAAGUUACCUUAUGUUAUUUUUAUCAUUUUAUUGUUUGUUGGUUUUUUUUUUUAUUUUCUUUUUCGACUUUGGAGGCUUAUUGAGCGACGAGGUGGAAAGAUUUGCCCCAAGUGACACUUUAUUUAUUUAUUGAAAGUGAAGGGGCAGAGAACGCCGGGGCGACUCGAGUUUAUGAAA
Molecule: messenger RNA, 3187 nt
Organism: Silurus meridionalis
Lineage: Eukaryota; Metazoa; Chordata; Actinopteri; Siluriformes; Siluridae
Gene: clmpb
Product: CXADR like membrane protein b
Exons: 7
Coding region: 1615-2745 (376 amino acids)
Cellular component (GO): cell surface; cytoplasmic microtubule; membrane
Source: RefSeq, a predicted model, not a curated record